Cervus elaphus (red deer) is the source of this 17226-nucleotide messenger RNA. RefSeq names its product solute carrier family 5 member 3 (gene SLC5A3). Gene Ontology annotation, biological process: transmembrane transport; inositol metabolic process; myo-inositol transport. The coding region runs from base 6328 to 8484 and encodes 718 amino acids. The record is from RefSeq and is a predicted model, not a curated record. The transcript has 2 exons. Gene Ontology annotation, molecular function: D-glucose:sodium symporter activity. Gene Ontology annotation, cellular component: plasma membrane. Lineage: Eukaryota; Metazoa; Chordata; Mammalia; Artiodactyla; Cervidae.
AUGAGGCAGCUGUUGUCAACUUCAUUCAUCCAUUCUGAAGUCCCCAUCAAAUGUUUUCACCUUCUAGCAUCAAGCAUAAUCAUUGCCUCAGAACAUUAUUUCAUUAGGGAUUACAGAAGAUGAUUCUCAGAUUGCAUCAUUUCCCCUGAAUUGAUUGGCAGAUUUUAUUUUUCUGAGAUGUAUUUAUUUCUACUUUUUACAUAUAUCUUCCUGGGGAGUGUUGUGAAAGGACACAUUCUUCAUCUUUACUUCACAGAGGAUGGUUCUGGACUUCCUUAGUAAUUCUUUUAAUAUGUCCUCAAAUUUAGAGUAGUUAUCAUGCCUACCUCUGGGGGAUUUUGUGAGGAUUAAAUGAUCUGGUGCAUGUAGUAUAAAAAUGGUGCCUGGCACUCGAGUUGGGAAGUGCUAGUUAUUAAAGUAAGUUUUUAGUGAACUCUUCAAGUGUUAGUGGAGAGGCAGAGAUGGGAAAGAUUUCUUCCUGCGUUGACAUCAACAGGAGGCUGGGGCCUGUGUCGAGGGAGCUGAGGGAGGUGCUGCUUGCCCACACCAGCAUGGAAACAGCUGUAACACACGAAGCAUGUGCCACUGCUCACGGUGAGGUGGCUGUUGGCAGUUGCAGAGGUGAGAUCUGGGACACAUUGUGAAGUGGAGCUAGCACAUGAAGGAACAUAGGUAGGUGGAUGAGAUGAGAUGGUCGCUCCAGACAGGUUUCUCCUGGGUCAUGGCCCACUGAGGUUUUCAUCUGAACAAAGGGCAGCAUGCUUGCCUAGUCUGAUCUGCCUUGUCAUUCUGCACACUCUCAACCAGCGCUGUUUGAGAUUGCAAAUCACUUUGCUAAGGGAGGAAAUGCUUAACCUACUUCUUGGCCUUUUAAUCUACCUUCUGUUACUGCUUUAAAACCCAAUUGUUGAUGAGUGUAUAGACAAUUGGAAUUUUAACACUCUUGAUAAGGUGCUUAUUCAUUAAUAUUGGAUUCAUUUAACAAACAUUUGAGCAUAUAGUGUGUAAGAUGAUGUUCUAGACAGACCAGCCACAUCUGUGAACCUGAGAGACGAGUCUCUGCCCUCAUGGAAUUUAACGUUCUGGUAAUGAGGUGACAGUAAACACAACGAAGAUUUAUUGAAGUAUGUUAGAAGUUGUUGCGUGCUGUUGGGGGAAAAAUAAAUCAGGAUAAGGAGAGAUGGAGAUGGUUAGGGAAAUGACCUUUGAGCCAGAAGGUCAGGGUGCUAGCAGUUGAGAUUAUAGAUGUUCUGAUUGUGGGUAUAUUUUUGAGAUAAAGCCAGCAGAUUUUGCUAAUGGAUUGAUUGUGUGUGGGUUGAGGGAAAGUGAGCAAGCCUUCCAAGUGAAAGUGGCUCAGUCGUGUCCGACUCUUUGCAGCCCCAUGGUCUAUGCAGUCCAUGGGAUUCUCUAGGUUAGAAUACUGGAGUGGGGAGCCUUUCCCUUCUCCAGGAGAUGUCCCCAACUCAGGGAUUGAACCUGGAUCACCAGCAUUGCAGGUGGAUUCUUUUUCUUUUUUUUUUUUUGCAGGUGGAUUCUUUACUGUCUGAGCCACAAGGGAAGCCCAGACCUUCAAGGAUGGCUGUUAAUUUUUGACUGAAACAGUAAUAGUGAGGAUGGAAUUGAUGUUCUCUGAGAUGAGGAAUUCAGUGGAAUAGUUUGAAGGGUGAUGAACCAAAUUAUGCAUACUCCCAGGGAAAAGGUGGUUACAAACAGUUCAUUCAGUAAGAAGAGUGGUCUGUAGAUUUUACUAUGAGAACUCAUCUCUAUAGAUCACCGAGCUAAUUCUUUCAAUCUUAAUGUUUUAAAGAUGGAAGUUAGCAGAGGACGGAAGUUAGCAGAAGAAAGAAGGAUGACUGAGACACAUAUAGCCAUGGUAACAAGGUCAGGUGUAGAAUAGACUUUGAGACUUAAUUUUUUAAUUCUAACACUGAAAAAGAGAAUGGAGGCAAAAGCCUUCAUCUUGAAUGAGAAACUGGUUAAACCUUGAUCUUCUAGCUGAAUUUUCUGAUCUGCACGUUUUUACUUACAUAGGAAGCCUGUGCCUGGGACUUCUUUUUGUUUUAAUCUCUUUAUUUUCUUCAUACAUGUAUCCAUCACGUAUGAUCAUACAUAGAUACUUUAGUUGGACUUUAUCCUGUGCAUUUUUUUGCAGUCCCUUCUGUUUAACAUUUGUUAUUUAUACAUCUUACGUGUUUGCAAGCUCAAAAAUUUUUAAACUUUUUAAUGUUGAUGUUGAAUGACUUUUAUUAAUAUUGUUUCUGUUAAUAAAUUGCCCUUUGCAUUAAAGAUAGUAUUGUGUAGUGAUUAAGGGAAGAAGCAGUUUAGACACAAAUGGGGGUACAAAUCCAGAUGUAAAUACAAAUAAUUGUAUCCUGGGGUGUUACACUACCUCACUGGUUUCAGUUUUCUUGUGUGUAAUAUGAUCAUAAUAAUUGUACUUCUCCCACAAUUAUUGUGAGGAUUAAAGUAAUGCAGACAGCACUUUAAGCACAGUACCUACAAGGUGUCAGGACUUAGUGCCAAGUUUUUAUUUUUUAAUCUCCAUUAUGUAUAACUUACAUGAUAAUCAAUCUUUUACAAGCAAACCGCACUGAGCCUCUUGAAUUCUUCCCCAUUCAAAAUUAACACCAAUGUUUAGUCAUUGGGAUUACAUAAUAUGGUACCAUAGGCGCUACAACUCUUGUUAUUUUAUGUUUUCGUUGCUCUGAAAGAAAUAGGUUAUUGGAGUUUGCUCCAUACACAUGUUCUGGCAUCAUCCAAUAAAGGUUGAAACCAGCGGUAGUUUUAAAGUUGCCCCCAUACCCAAAAGACCUUCUUCAUUAGCCGAGACUUCUUUAGAAGAACAACCAAAACCAGACAGACCCAUUGUGAGCCACACUCGGGCAGUGGUAGAAGCAAGUCAAAAUGACUGCAUCUCAGGGGUGUUUGUGUAUGGAUGAAGUGAUAAGUCUGGUGGUUUAUGAACUUUUCCAGGUGAGCAACAUUUUAUUUGAAGAAUUAAUUUACUUACCUGGGAAGUCAUCCCUCCUAACCCCUCUCCCAGCAGUACUUUGCUUAGAGUAUAGAGCUGUUCUGGUUGGUCGAGUCUGCUAGAGCAGGGCUUUAAUCCCUGCUCAUUCUGCCUCACCUCCUGCCCCUGUGCUGGGACACGGUGACUAGGAACCCUCAGAAUAUAAACCCUCAGAAUAAGCCAUUUGAGUUUAAUUCAGGGCUUCAGACAGUUCUUAUAUACUUCCAAAAGCUUGAAUAGUGAGAUUGUAGGUAUAGUAGAAAUACUUUGCCAAAGAAAUUUAAGGGCAGGCUCCUUAAAAGUUUUAGGGACUGUUCUAUGACUACAUACAAUGUCUCCAGCUCCAUUUGUAAUUUGAUCUAAGAAUUGAUCUAAGUUGUAUUAGAAGCACUCGGCUUUUGUUUUGGUGUCCCUGAUAAACUGCUCUCAUAGCCAAGCUCUGCAUUUUUAAGGGAAGCAGGGGUUGGGCAACGGAAGGUCCUGUUUCGAGUAUUUACAUACCAAGCAUGAAUAGCCUGUUCCACUAGUGGAAUUGGCUUUAUUGGACUUUGAAUCAAGAUGACGAAAGUGAAAAAUAUGUCUGAAAAGUAGAUUUUUAUGUAAAUUUAGUGAGUUUUUUUUUUCCUUGAGUUUUGCUUGAGUGAGUUUUAUUUGAAUGAAGUGAUGUAGAUAGGCACUAAUAGUUGAUGAGGUGGUUGGGAGUUAGUUCGAAAUAUUCAUGAGAGAACUGCAUAUUUAAUACAUUAUUUUAUCUAUUUCUUUUUUAUCAAUAAAUAACUUCUAAGAAGCUCCUAUGGAGAAGGGAAUGGCAACCCACUCCAGUAUUCUUGCCUAGAAAAUUCCGUGAACAGAGCAGCCUGGAGAGCUAUAGUCUAUGGGGUCCUAAAAAGUUGGACUGGAGAAGGAAAUGACAGCCACUCCAGUAUUCUUGGCUGGAGAAUCCCAUGGACAGAGGAGCCUGGCAGGCUACAGUCUAUGUGGUCGCAAGAGUUGGACACGACGGAACAACUAAGCACGUAGCAAGCACAGCACAAGACGCUCCUAAAAUGCCUUGGGGUAUCGUUGGCAGUUUAAUUUGAAAGAGGCUGAUGGCACCACUUCCAGUCUAUGCAAGUUGUAGAUGGUGAAGUGACAUUUACUGAACACCGGCCUGUUGCACUGGGCAAGAUGACAGACAUCCUAGGUGUGCUUACUCCUUAUCAAACCGUUGGGUCAGAAAAUGCACGAGACUUGGCAAGCCUACUUUUGUCAGUACUGGGUUCUGCCUGUUCAGAUGGUACUUUUUGAGCCCAAAGCUAAAAAGAUUGUGGUUUGGUCACCUUGAGAGUCGUUGCGUUCUACUCUUUGUCGGUCCACGUGCCUCAUUGACUUGAUUAUGACUUGGAGCCCUGAUGGCUUUAGAAAUUGUUUUACUUGUUCUUUGUUUGGUUUUUAUGGCAGAUGAAUUUCUUUUUAGAGUGACCAUACAUCCUAUUCUGGACAGAGUGUCCCAGAAUAACUUCCUAGUUUGAAAGAUAAAUUGUAUGGUCUCCCUAGAUAAUAGAAGAGAAAUGUUAGAUUUGGUCAUUAUAACUAAUUUGUUUUGAUUAUAUUAUCUGGAGGAGUUUAAUAGCUGAUGUUAAUUUGAUCUUUCCUAUUUGACUCUUUCUAGUUCAAACAGCAGAUAUUUAUGUAUGCUUCUCUAUCUGGAUUAAUUCUUCAGUUGUAAUUUAGUUCAUCCAAGUACAUGAAACAGUGCUUUCAUUUACCAAGAUUGUAUUCUAAUUUUGUGCAGAACUCCCAAUAAAACCCUGUUGUCUGAGAAGGAAGCCCUCUCCUGUUGGCAGAAGUGUCUCUGUUUCACGACACCCUUGUGUUUGAUUCAAGUUGGCUAAAUUUAUUAUACUGGCCAUUAUAACUAGGGGACUAUUUCUUUAUACAUUCUAUGACUAUUACUUACAUUAUAAUUGUUUUCUUAAAAAUGCACUAUGAGGGAACCAGCCCACAUACUUACCAUUACUAUACCUACUUUAUUCCUUGUCCUACAUUUCUCACUUAAGGGAUUUAUCUGAACUGUGAACCAGCUUAGUCCUAGAAAUAUGAAAACAUAAAUUAAAAGGCUUCUUUUUAGCAGCUGGAGAAAAAAUUUUUUCCAUGUGUCUUCUUUCUAACAGUAAAGGAACUCUGGAUAGUGUUCACUAUAUUUUUGUUGUAGAAAUGUUUACUUAUUAAAAAGAGUGAGAGAAAAUAUGCAAAACAUACUGUAUAGUUUAUUUGAGACCAUUUUUAGGAAUUGCACAGUUCAUCUUCUGAAAGGCUGAAGUUCAAGGCUGUGACAAUCUAAAUGACUCGAUAUGAAUUUGGCUGCAUUGCAUUGAGUAUUUUACAUCUUUCUAUAAACUGAUUUGACCUAUUUUAAUUUUCCUUUUCCAGUCUUCACUAGGUGCUGGUUUCUGGAUGUUUUUUGUUUAAAUUGGAAAAAUCUUAAAUCUGUCCACAGACUGACACAGUGUCCCGUGAGAUGGGGGCUGCCGGCAGUGGCUUUUGGAGGAUCUGAGGAGGGAGGAAGCAUUGAGAACUGACUAGCGUUUGCCCUCUCUCUGCCGCCUCUCCUGCGGGCAGACCAUCUUUUCUCUAGCUGACCCGCUAGCUGUUCUAGGGAAGUUAGGGGUUAGACCAGCCUAAGCAUUCAUCAGGGAGCGGAGUAUGGCUUAAGAUGUCUGAUGUGCGUCAUGUUUGACAGUGGGAACAGUGUGGUCAAUUUGCACUGCUUCCUAGUGAUCAGAGAAGGAAGGGCUUAGUUUGUGCCUGAGUGCUUUGUUCUUCGAACGAAUAAGCUGCUGUAGUGGCCACUACAAUGCGUACUCCACUCCACCUUCCCUCCAAACAGAAAUAAACACUGGGUGUUUGUCCCUCUUGAGGAGAUGGCCAACGACUGCCAUUGAGAAGAGAGACACUUGAAAUGGCCCUCGGACCAGUGAACUAGGCUUACCUGUGUGGUUGGUACAGUAGGCUUCACUAGACUUAGCUGCAACUCAGAAUGUCUCCUCCAGCCCCUGAGUAAAUGCUGAUGGUCUUGUGGAGAGUGGAUUAAGAGGACGAGCUAAGUUCUCAAUCCCAAUUAAGAAGCGGAGGAAAAUUUAAACUGUCUCCUUCAAAGUUUAUCACAACCACCACCAUCAAGACAGCAAACCAAAGGACAAAGACUUUGACCUGCUGUGUUGCUCUGUGUAGUCCAGUUCACGUAUGGUUUCCAGACUUGGCUGGGGUUACUCACGAGUAAAUAAAAAGUCGGACACUUCUGUCAUUGGACGUUUUUAUUCGCAAAGUUACCAAACAUGAGGGCUGUACUGGAGACAGCAGACAUUGCCAUAGUGGCCCUGUAUUUUAUCCUGGUCAUGUGCAUUGGUUUUUUUGCCAUGUGGAAAUCUAAUAGAAGCACCGUGAGUGGAUACUUCUUGGCGGGGCGCUCUAUGACCUGGGUAGCAAUUGGUGCCUCUCUGUUUGUGAGCAAUAUUGGGAGUGAGCACUUCAUUGGGCUGGCAGGAUCUGGAGCGGCAAGUGGAUUUGCAGUGGGCGCAUGGGAGUUCAAUGCCUUGCUGCUUUUGCAACUUCUGGGAUGGGUUUUCAUCCCGAUUUACAUCCGGUCGGGGGUAUACACCAUGCCAGAAUACUUGUCCAAGCGAUUUGGUGGCCAUAGGAUUCAGGUCUAUUUCGCAGCGUUGUCUCUGAUUCUCUAUAUCUUCACCAAGCUCUCAGUGGAUCUGUAUUCGGGUGCCCUCUUUAUCCAGGAGUCUUUGGGUUGGAACCUCUAUGUGUCUGUCAUCCUGCUCAUUGGCAUGACUGCUUUGCUGACUGUCACCGGAGGCCUUGUCGCAGUGAUCUACACAGACACCUUGCAGGCUCUGCUCAUGAUCGUUGGGGCACUCACACUUAUGGUGAUUAGCAUGAUGGAGAUUGGCGGGUUUGAGGAAGUUAAGAGAAGGUACAUGUUGGCCUCACCCAAUGUCACUUCCAUCCUGCUGACAUACAACCUUUCCAACACAAAUUCUUGUAAUGUCCACCCCAAGAAAGAUGCACUGAAAAUGUUGCGGAACCCAACAGAUGAAGACGUUCCUUGGCCUGGAUUCAUCCUUGGUCAGACCCCGGCUUCGGUCUGGUACUGGUGUGCCGACCAGGUCAUUGUGCAGAGGGUCCUAGCAGCCAAAAACAUUGCUCAUGCCAAAGGCUCCACCCUGAUGGCUGGCUUCCUGAAACUUCUGCCGAUGUUUAUCAUAGUGGUCCCCGGAAUGAUUUCCCGGAUACUGUUUGCUGAUGACAUAGCUUGCAUCAACCCCGAGCACUGCAUGCAGGUGUGUGGAAGCAGAGCCGGGUGCUCUAACAUUGCCUACCCGCGCCUGGUGAUGAAGCUGGUUCCCGUGGGCCUCCGGGGCCUGAUGAUGGCCGUGAUGAUUGCUGCUCUGAUGAGUGAUCUGGACUCCAUCUUCAACAGUGCCAGCACCAUAUUUACCCUCGACGUGUACAAACUCAUCCGCAAGAGCGCCAGCUCCCGGGAACUGAUGAUUGUGGGCAGGAUAUUUGUGGCCUUCAUGGUGGUGAUCAGCAUCGCAUGGGUGCCCAUCAUCGUGGAGAUGCAAGGAGGCCAGAUGUACCUUUACAUCCAGGAGGUAGCCGACUACCUGACUCCCCCAGUUGCAGCCCUGUUCCUCCUGGCGAUUUUCUGGAAGCGCUGCAAUGAGCAAGGGGCUUUUUAUGGUGGAAUGGCGGGCUUUAUCCUUGGAGCAGUCCGCUUGACACUGGCCUUUGCCUACCGUGCCCCAGAAUGUGACCAACCUGAUAACAGGCCAGGCUUCAUCAAAGACAUCCAUUACAUGUAUGUGGCCACAGCGUUGUUUUGGAUCACAGGACUCAUUACUGUAAUUGUUAGCCUCCUCACACCACCUCCUACGAAGGAACAGAUUCGCACCACCACCUUUUGGUCUAAGAAGAGCCUGGUGGUCAAGGAGAGCUGCUCCCCAAAAGACGAACCAUACAAAAUGCAAGAGAAGAGCAUUCUGAGGUGCAGCGAGAAUAACGAGGCCAUCAACCACGUCAUCCCCAAUGGGAAAUCUGAGGACAGCAUCAAGGGCCUGCAGCCGGAAGAUGUUAAUCUCUUGGUGACCUGCAGAGAGGAGGGCAACCCAGUGGCUUCCUUAGGUCAUUCGGAGGCAGAGACACCUGUGGAUGCGUAUUCUAACGGGCAGGCAGCUCUCAUGGGUGAGAAAGAGAGAAAGAAGGAAGUAGAGGACGGAAGCCGGUACUGGAAGUUCAUCGAUUGGUUCUGUGGCUUUAAAAGUAAGAGCCUUAGCAAGAGGAGUCUCAGAGACCUGAUGGAGGAGGAGGCUGUUUGUUUACAAAUGUUGGAAGAACCUCCACAAGUUAAAGUAAUACUCAAUAUUGGACUUUUUGCUGUGUGUUCACUUGGAAUUUUCAUGUUUGUUUAUUUCUCCUUAUGAACUUUUAAGGAUAUGAUGAGACACUAACUUAAGAAAAUACUAGUCUUUGGAAAACAACAACGAAAAAAACCCCUGCAAACUUAUGUAACUGUUGCAUCUCUCAGGCAUUGUUUACGCUGUAGGUUUUAGCCAAAUUUUACUUAGCAGAAAAAUCAUCUAUUUGCAAGACUUUUAUUUUCCCAGAGAUGGAUGAAAGUAAAUUUUCAACCUAAAUGAAGUAAAACUUAUUUAAACAGACUGAAUUGUGCAAAUGUGGUUUAAAAUUUUCCAUACCAAAGUAAGGAGAGACCGAUUAUUCUCACAGAGCACUUAGAGCAGAGUCACACGCUAAGGUGUCACGAGUAAGAUAACUGUCCACACUGCCAAAUCUUGGUAGGCCUUCUUACCCUGAAAUGGAAGACUUGCUCAUUUUAAAGUUUUUUCUCUGUCUCUGUAAUCCCUACUCCCAUUUUAAAGAACUGAAUUUGUACAUUGUAUAAUCCAUUAUAUACUAAAAAUCUAACAUGUGCUUGUGGAGUACUUGUUUCAGGGCAAGUUCGUUUGCCAGGUUCAUUCUGUUAGCAUGAGCCUAUGGAUUCUGUAUGCUGGAAGAAAGGAAGAGGAAUGUUUUCUUGUAGCUGUUCCUGUACCACCAGUAUAUGGAAUGUUGGAAAAAAGUUCCAGCUGUUUUUUGUGUUCUUUUUUCUUUUUUUCCCUCCUCUGAAGUUUAAGUGAACCAUACUCAAACGACCACCAAGUAGUUUUGUCUUUAUAAAGUUGUGUGUCAUGACUGUAUUGUAAAUGAUUGUGGGGGGGGGAAUGAAGUUAACAUUGCUGAUGAUCCUCAAAUUUACUGACCAAGUUAAGAUCAUUUAUAUAGUUUGAAAAUUAGCAUCCCUUAAAGCAGUGUUUGAUCAACUAAGCUGAACAGGUGAUUCCUCGUACACCGUUAAUUCUCUAGCUUUGUUCUUGUCAUUUGGUAACAUUCUUUAUUAACCAGUUAACCUUCCUGAGUGGAUCCAUUUGGAAAAUGCGUCCGGAAAUUUGAAGAAAAAUUAACUCAGCUUUUGUGGGUUGCCCCACUUGAUUAGAUUGUGGUACAUUGAAGUUGAGUUUUUAGAGUGAAAAUAUCAUUCUGAGAUCAUAAUGUAUCAUUCGUAAGUUUUUUUUCAAAUUUUUUUUUUUUUUAAGACAACAUAUGUACACAGCCUCUGCAUUUUUGUUUAAACAGUUACAGUGAGUGAGAGCAUGAGGAUAUUUCAAUGCAAACAGACCAUUAGUAAUAGAAAACUCAAAAGAGCGCAUGCUUUGCCACUGGUGGGUUGCAGUAUAGUCUUUCUGUAGAAUGGAUAGCAUAUUCAAGAGAACUUCUACGGGUUUAGUAGUGUGUCCUGUGGAGAUUACAGGACUUGUGUAAUUGUAGGACCCUCUGUCUUGACAUGUCUCGGUAUCCAGUUUCAGCUUUCUGGAAGAGAAUCCAUUUUUCACAGGUGGAUUCCCCUUCAUGAGGACAGGGUACGAAAGAUGUUUGAGAAAAACUCUCCACGUGAGGUCGUUCCUUGUGCAUGCUGUCCUUUUUCCUCCAUGGCAGAUGAAGGAAACUAAUUUUGUAUCUACUUUCUUUGACUUUUCUGUAAUCUCUGAUAUUUUUUAAAUUGCAUGAUUUUAUUAACCUUGUAUUCUUUAGGGGAAAAUUAUUACUUUUUUAGAUACUUUUGUAGAUUUUGAAUCAAAACUCAGUCCUAAUGACUUUAAAUUUUUUUGUAUUUGUAAAUUAAGUUCAUUAUGAUGGACUUAAUUAGUUCAAAGUUGAUUUUUAGAAAUUAUUAGGUAGCAUAAUGUCUUCCCAUCUCCAGGAGGCUUUCUGAUGGACUGAGUCUGUAGUAAUUUGUGUUUGAGUAGUAUGAUUUCUGCAAGCUUAUUAGAGUGCCUUGUGGAAUUUUUUUCUUAGUUUCAUUCUUAGGGUUUAUAAGCUGGGGGCCAAAUGAAAGUAAGGACCGUCCUCGAGUGGAGGCCGAGGCUGUGACAUAUCCAACGUUACAAAGUCUGUUAGGAAGAGCAGAAAACCGGGUGUCUGGGUCUGGACUCAUGGUUUGUCCUCUUCUCAAAGGAACUGUUCUUCUUUUGAGGCAGCCUUUUGGUGUUUGGGGAAAUAAUAGGAUCUUAGAUUUUUCAAAUUGCCAUUAAGUUGUAGAAAUUAAAAUUUUUCUUUGAACACAUUGCUGUGUAACUCAGCAGUGAGGUUUGACAUACUGGCUGAGCAGCCUUCUUACCCCUUCUGUUAAAAGCAUAAAUGAAUAGGUGGCGUCUAAGUGGAUUUUCCCCCCUUUAUUUAAUGUUGACUCCUAAUAGUUUGGGGUUUUAGCAUCCCCCUGCCUUCUCUCUGCUGUUGUCUUAGUAUGAUACAUAAAAUACAUCAUCUUGUGUCUUAUUUGUGUGUAUAUAGCAGUAGGUCAAGUUUAGAGUACUAAUGUUUGUAAAUAAGGAAUGGUUAUUAGCAUAUCCGUUAGGAUUGUUUAUUCUUGCCAGUGUAAACAUCACUUUAUUAGACUGAAGUCCCUGAAGCUUGCCCUUCUUAUUGCUUCCCAGUAAUAGAUAAUGUGCUUGAAUGAGUAUGUGAAUUCCUGAUUGCCGCUUUAUUUCAGGGGACCAUUCUUCAGUCUUUAUUUCAUUAGAAUGAUCAUGGAAUGAUACGUAGUCUCAUAAAGCUAGCAAAAUAGUCAUACUUUACACUAAAUGGGUCUUAAAUGAUGACAUUGAUAGCUAGACGUUAACAUGUAUAUAUUUUCUUAUUGGCUCAAGCUAAGGUUGAGAACUGGCUAAGAGUGAUUGACUGAAAUAGUUAGCUAAGAGGAUGAAGUGAGGACACUGGUACUCAAAAGUGGAGACAAAUACUGUCUCAUCUGGUAGCCCCAGUUCUUAGAUUUUGUCCUCUCAGGCAGUCUUCGUCUCAAGAUCUGACGAGCAGAGCUUGUUGCCCUGGCAUGCAGAGUGGUUAUGGGUUCCUUUGUGGGACGUCUCAUUUCCCUGUUGAAGAAUAUUUUGUCCUACCCUGAGAUAGUAAGUGGCUUUUGAAACAGCAGAGCCAAUCUCUUCCCCAGCCUUUCUUUCCUAGUGAAGUUAUCACUCUUAUCUUCUGGUUAGAGAAGCAUCGAGCAGUAGCUGUGCUUCUGUGUCCUUUGGCCUCAGUCCAGCAGAUCUGAUCUCCCAAGGCUUCUUUUUCACUUGGCUCAAAGGCGCCAUUGUCUUUCUGCAGAAAGAGGCUGGCCUGGGUCACAAAGCCCUAACUCCUACCAAUGGCACACAAAGUAAUUAACAGGGGCCUGUUGCUUCGUGAAAUUUCACAUUUUAAGAAUUGAGGAGGAGGGUUGCUACUCAAUUCUCUAACCUGAAGCUGAGUAGGGGCUUGAAAGUCUUGUCCAGGGUGGUUAGAACCUUUAAGUCUCUACAUUUCUCAGUCCAUUGUUACCUUCUGUAUAUUGGGUUUUGUGGAUCCUCUCUCUUUAGAGAUCACGUAAUACAGGUUACUUUCAUUCUUCACCACCCUGUAGACCUGCUGUAUUAUUAGCUAUUAAAAACUUAGACCCGUUAAUGUUCCCCCCGGCAGUACUUUGCUUACGCUGUACUCCCCUGUGUCAUUUUCAUCUGAGGUAUGAUGGCUGAAAAUGACCACAUGGGUAUCUAGCAGUGACACCUCCACAUUUCCGAGUUUGGGUUGAGAGAUGUGUAAAGGCCAUUGCUGUUAAGUUAUGUGACUGCAGAGAUCCUGCCAGGACAAGAUUUUCUGAAGAAGUCGGAAAAACUACUAGAGGAGAUGCUGAGAAGUACCUGGGUGUAGCAGACCUAGGCUUCAGUAUUCAUAUGAUUUCUCAUUAGUGGGGUGUUAAGUCGCUUGUCCUUUUAAUGUUGACGUUAGCCUGAGCAGGCUUGGCGAUAGGACUUACUCCUGUUUGUGUGUCAGGGUCCACCUACAUUCAGAGAGACUGGUUUCCCCUUGGUUUGUCUCCCCUCACAUUGCUUUAAUUAUUCACUUUUUCUUUGUUGGAACACUUAACAUAUUCCUAUUUUGAUCUUUCGUCAGCUUAAUUCACUUUCAGGCUUAUUGCCAUGGUGUGCAAAAGUGGUGCUUUGCCCCAGAUUUGAAGGCCUGGAUCCAGAGGAUGAUUCACUAAAUAGUAGUUAUGUUUAAAUAUACUAAAAUAUCUAUUAGCUUAAACUGUUAAUGCUCCAGAGUUUUAUUUUCAGACUUUGUGUUCACUAAUAACAAAAGCCCUAAUAAUUCAUCAAAAUUUUAUUCUCAAAGCUCAUUUUUCAAAAAUUAGGCAGAAAUAGUUAAAAUUCACACCAGUCCCUUGGAAAUGAUGUAUCGCAAUGUAGAGAGGAAUGGAGUUUGUUUUGAUGCCAAAAAAACCUUGUUGCAGCAAUUAAAGGUAAAAAGUUGGAACUAGUCAGUAUAUAGAGAAACUCUUUUGUACUAGUUAGGUGUGAAGCUGGAUUAUGUAAGAAGUAAUCUUUUGAUCACUACACUUGGUUUUCUUGGAUGACUUAACUCAGGGCUACAAACCCCCUUUUCCUUCAUUAAGCUAACUUCUCCUAAUUUGGUAUGUUUAUUUUGGUCAAACUCACCUCUGAUGGAAGAGUAGAUAUUCAGUUACUUUGACUGCAGAACAGAAUUUAGCUAAGGUUCAAAAUAAUUGAUAGGCUUUGCCAGCGCUGAGUCUCACACCAUUAUUCACGUUGUCAUAUAAAUAUUUUUAUUUAAACUUCUCUCUCCAGUGCUGGGAAUAAGGGUUUAAACUACUGAUUCGCCUUUAAAGGAAUGUUGUGUGAAUUGAUAUAAUUUAUGUUUGUUUCCAUCUCAAAUCCUUUAUAAAAGAUAGGGUUUAGCUUUUUGUUUCGGGUUAAGCACCCCAUUUAUCUGGUAACUAAUGGCCUUAACCAUUGGCAUGUAGUCUUUUGUUCAGAAAUAGACACAAAGGUUUGAUGUAGCUGCAUCAUUUCUCAUCUCAUGCACUUUACUUUUUGGAGGGAGGACCAUAUCUGAGACUUGACUUAAACCAGUAACCUUAAUUUAUGUAAUGACUUUUGAGGUUUGAUUUGGUUACCUGGAUUUAUAGUGUGUUUGGGGAGAGGGAUGCUAGAAUAAAUAAGACAAAGCACAGUGGUCUCAGAUUCUUGCUAGUGUAGGCGCAGUGCCCUGUUCUCCUCAGAGAAGCCCUGGAUUGUGAUUGUUGCCGUGAUGAUGGAACCAGCCCCCCCUCGCAAGACAGUUUACAGAGAGUGAACUCUUAUCAGUGAGGGAAGUACAUUUUUUAGUGAUUUCGGCAACAGCACAGAUGGAGAGUAGGUACCCACAUCUUUAUUGGAGACUUGUUUUGACCCUGAUAAAUUCACCUUGUCCCCUAGUGCUGCUGGAUAAAGGAGUGUUUACUUUUUUUUAUUGCCUCUGGACAAACUUGUCUGGAUAAUUUUUCAGUAUAUCAAUGUCGCCUAUACCUCUGUAAGUGGAAUGUUCACUAAUAACUCACUUUUUUGUUUUAGUAGUUGGAAACUGAAAUUAAGCUCAUUGCUAUCUAGAGUAUUGAUAUCCCAAAUUGGCACAGGCCAUUCUGUAGGGUAUUCCUUAAUGUAAUCAGCUUCUGAAAUUUAUGUUUUGAUUAGUGCCUUCUGGUUGCUGAUAUUUAAUCUGCUAGUUCACACCUUUCCCUUUCUUGAUACAUAACUCUUACACAAUUCCUCUUUUUAAAUUUUGCUAUGACUAGUGAAGAAAAUACAUUUAUACUAACAUAUUUUACAUGCAGGCUUUAUUUAGGUUCAAAGAACCAGGUAGGUCUAGCUUGUGUUGCAGCUUAAAUGUUAUUUAUUCAUCUGUGUUUGUUUCCUUUAUAUCCUUAAUUAAAGAUUCAAGGUUACUUAUUCUGUGAAUAUGUUUUAACUUUUAUCAUUUUCCAGUGUAGGUUGGGUAGGCAUAUCUGAGAAUAUACAUGUGACAAGAGUUUCACAUUCCAUGAUAAGAAAAAAGCUUAAAGUAAAUUUUAUAGAAAGCACAAAACCAUGUUCCCUCAUGUGUGUAACUCCACAUGUGGAAAGCACAAGACUAACAGUAUUCUCAGUAUCCCACAAGUGCCCGGCAUAAAAAGCCCGCCAUGGGUCAUCUCUGGAGUUGUCAGGACGACCCCACAGUGUUGCAAGCCCCGGACAGUGAGAGGUGCCUGAGCUGGGGGUCCUCAAUCAUCAGAGAGGCAGUGUUCUAGUCUGAGGACCUGUGUGCUGCUUUGGUGGAGGAGACAGUACUACUGGCAAGACUGCUGCGGUUGUGCUGGGGGGUCACCAGCUCAAACGGGCGCUGUGGGCUCCUCCCUACAAUCAAACUGGAGAAACAGGAACAGACUUCUAGGUUUCUGGUGGGUGGAACAUUUUGACAAACUUCGGCUUUAAGCUGUAGAGCCUUUGGGUUAUUUUUUCUAAUCAUAAAUCUAUAGGAAAUUUUACCUCCCGUCAAUAGCACCCUGGGAGCAUGGAGAAGUCUCACAUUUUAAUAGGGCAAAUACUAAUCUUUAAUCUUCGUGUAAGUUUAAUAAGGUUAAUGAAGUUAUUUUUUCAUAUGCCUGGCUACCCUUCAUUUUAAUAGAGCAGAAUUUGAUCCAGGAGUCAUAAGCAUCAAACAAAGUGAGACAUCUGCCAAGUGGAACUACUUUUUGCUUUUCACAUUGGUUGUAAGAGUCUAAAGGAUUCUUUUGCCUGUUGCGUUACAAGACUAGAUUAGAUGAAAUCUAUGAAUAUGCCUGCAAAAGAAGAAAAAAAUAAUGUGUUUUUUUGCACUCGGCAUUGCCCUUAUUUUACUCCUCAACUUUCUUCAUCUGAAUAGUCCCUGUUUAUCAGCAAUGAAUAAAUACAUCUCUCUUGGAUCUUGCCCAUACGUCAAAAGAUAGGAAAACUCAGAAUGGAGAGAAGUGACUACCUUUUUCCCACUCUCCUCUGUUUCAUAUAUUUAUAUUAGGGGUAGUCAAUUUUAAUAAUAAUAUGGAAUGAAGAUUCAAGCUGGUGUAGACUAAUGGAACAUGGUUUAGAAGAAUUAACCUGAGCACUUUGAGGGAGAGAGUAUGGCCUACAGCAAAAAGCCAGCAAGUGUGUCCCUACAGCAGUUUUUGAGAAUGUAGCACCUCAGGCUUUGGUGGAGUUGAGGAGAGGAAUGAGAAAUACAGGGAAAAUGAGAAGUUUGAGGAACAUCUUUGGCUUAGCCAUGUGUGAUAAGGCAAAGCAGUAAUAACCUGUUAGUCCUGUAUACUAUAUAGAAUGGGCUCUGUACCUUUAAAUUUUGUUUUUAAGUCUAAAAUUGUUUUUAACAACUUAAAGGAUGCUUUUGAAGAUUCCUUUGGCAGAAUAUCUUUCAUUUCUAAUUUCCAUGAAAAAUUGCUUUAAUUAGUCUAGGUGAACUAGGUGGUUGUAGCAGUGUAAAUAUGUACAAUUAGAACUUUCUAAUUUCACUGUGAGAUCUCUUUUGAGUGGCAAACAGAUCAACUAGUCUUUUUUGCUCAUGAACUUUUCUGUGGGGUUGUUAAAAUGCAAAAGCUUUAUUACUUUCUUUUUAAAUAAUGACCUAUUACGUUCGUGUCAGAUGAUGGUAUGGAAUCUGUUGCCCUGCUCCCCCACCACUGUCGCUUCAGUUGAUGGGUUGCCGACAGUUCAGAGAUGAAGUGAGGAUGCGCCCUUUGUUUGCUUGGCCGUCCCGUCUGUGUUGCCUGGACCUGUGUUGGCGAUCACAUGUGAACUAUGUUCUGUUUCUCAGUGCUGCUGCUGCUCCUUUUUUUUUGAUAAGGUGGAUAUCAAAAAUAGUUGCUGUGCAAAAGUUAGUAGUCUUCUUCAAGAAGAAAACCAAUUCCUUUUCUAAUAUCCUGUGAAAUUGCUUCAUUCAUUCCUUUAUUUUUAAGCCAAAUGUCAGCAGAGUACUGCUGCCUUCUAUCUAGUAAUUUUGAUAUGUAAGUAUUAACGCAUUUUUAACAGAUGUCUACAUUGAAAAAUGUUUUUCCCAGCGUCCUGCCUCUUAAAGCUUUGUUCACAUGUUCUGUGAGAGCCCAGUCUGUGCACUGGGGUGUGUGUUGUGUACAUGGAUUGCUUCGUCACUUACGCAUUGUAGACCAAAUGUGAUCUUAAAUGGAGUUGUUGAGUUAUUGGUGAGUUUUUUGACUUGUAAACUGAUUUUCCAGUGUACGCUUCAUUGUCUGCAGUGUUUUUUGUUUUUUUUUUUAAGGUUUGACUUAUCAAGUCCAUCUCAUUGUACAAUGUUUUAGUUGCGAAUAGAAAGUAGAAUUUGGUAUAAACCAGGUAACUUCCAUAUUGAAAGGCAUACAAUUGAAAUUGUAGAUUUAGGAUUGUUAACCAUACAUGACAAUUCUAACUUGACUAUUCUAACCUAUUGUAUACAAUCUGAUUUUUUAAAUUGUAGACAUGUAUGAUCUUGGUUUAAUGUGUUUUUAAAAGUGUUAUUGUUUAAAAAAAAUGAAAAAAAAUUAAGCAAAUCUGCUAAAGAGCUGUCAGUUUUCAUUACUGACUCUGUAAAAUACACUGUUCUUUGUGUACUGUGUGUUACUUUGCCAGCUGCUGCAUUAGCCUUUAAAAGUAUUUGGAAACUUAAGAUGAACUACAUUUCUUGCAAAGUAUAUUCCUUUCUGUGGUAUUUUGUCCUGUAACUGAAGUAUAGUAAUUAUUUUAUGGAAACGUUAGCACUUCUGUACCGACUUUGAAUAAAAUGAAAAAUUUACA